UUUCACUAAAACGUACAACACUUCAGUCUCCGGGAAUCGGUUAAACUGAAACGGUCUCGCUGGACGAUAUUCGAAAAAGAUAUAACGCUUUUCAAAACGAAGUGUAACGAUCUCGUUGAAUUAUUUAUGAGUUGAUAUCAUUGUAGACAUCUAUUAUGUGAUUUAGUGAAUUAUAUCUACGACCUCUUAUAUUAUUUUAUUAUUUCAAGUGGUACUGUGAAAAGUUCUGAUAUUAGAUUAUUAUAUCUUCGGGAAUAUUCAUAAAUUUUGUUCACGUUACAUAAUAGAUUCAGGUGUGAAGUGCUCACGAAUUAACAGAAAAUGCCUCUAUACACAGAUCCUGGAUAUUUUUAUGGAAGUAGUAGCUACAGUCCAUACUAUGCGGCCCCCUAUGCUUCCUAUGGAGGUUACUCUCGAUCCCUGGCUGGAACUUAUAUUAUACCAACGUCGCGUGCUCCUAAUAUUUCCUCAUCUACUCGAUACAAACCCAAGCUAACUACGAUUUCAGAGUUUCCAUAUGCGUCACGAGGCCUAACUUCAUUGACGAGAAUUCAAAGCCCGAAAAUUUUAUACAAUUCACCGCCUCGAUAUAUACCCCCAAAGCCAAUUCCGAUAAGCACUGCAGAUAUAGACGUUUCGGCUCGCAAUCGGCCACAUCAAGCACGUUACCAUCAAAAAGAAGAUGCCGUUACUGAUUCCAAUGAUGCAGCGAAGUCAACAGAGAACAGCGAGAAAAAUGAUGAAGGGUUCAUGCCUCGCGCUGAUGAAAAUGACUUGGUUGCUAAACGUACAACUAUUAAGCGAGACAGGGCUGUAGUUCGUCUUUCCAUUAUGCGCCCAAGAAGUGCUAGAGCUGAAAAGGAGUCGAAAACCUCAGAAAAAGCAUCUGAUACGCCAAAAGUUCAAUCAUCAUGGAGGGAUAAUUUUGUUGAAGAAUUACAGCCCAAACCCAGAGAUUUCACAAGAAAAACUCCAGGAGAGCUGCUGCUAGAGCGCCAUAUUAUUCGCGACAAACAGGAAAACCAAGAGUCUAAUUUUGUAGACUUGUCUAAGGUGAACCCAGAUCCCGAUCCCAUAGUCCAAAUUCAAGCAUUACGUCGGUUAAGCGAAACACAUUGCCCCACAUUUCAUGAUAUUUGUGAAGAUAUUUCUUCAGACAAAAUCGACGAUGAUUUAAAUGCAGGAGAGCUUCGUCGGAGGGCGUCUUUAAUUCAAGAACAGGAAAUGGAAAUUUUAAAUGAACUACAAAAAUCAGGGUCAGGUAUAUUUCAACUUAUUCUGGAGAGAAACGAGAGCCCCGACAGUUGCCGAAAAUCAUUGAAAAGGAAAUCUAAAAAGGGCAAAAAGAUUCGGCAUAAAAUAACGGCUACGGUUGCAAUUGACGAGAGUCCUCCGCCAGCAUCCAAAGAGAGUAUUGGAGAAGAGCUUAGCCCGAAAAAUACACAACCUCCUAAGAUUAUAUUCAGCAAUGUAGAUGCUGAUGAAAACGAGUCAGUGCACGUAGUAUUACCUAAAAAGAAACAAAAAAAGGCAGUAAAAGUUGAAAAAGAAGAAUUGAAGGAGAUGAAGGCAGACUUAAACACUGAAAUUGCAUUAGAUAAUAUCAAAAUUAGCAGUGAAAACACAAGUGAUGUGAGUGGAGAAAUAAAAAAUGAGGCAGAAAAAUUGCCUAAAUUGAUAGUGAAAUCCGAUUCUGUGGUCAAUGUAACAUUACAAAUUAAAAGUAAACCUAAAAAACCUAAAGAUGAAUUGGCGUCUGAUAAAGGCCAAGAAAGUGAACUUCAAAACCAGUUUGAAGGUGAAACUACCCCGAAAGUGCCUUCAGAAACACCCACAACAUUGGAAAUGGAAGCUUCAGCUCCAGAAAUCUAUGGAUCUGAAAAUAAACUUUUAGAUUCAAGGAAAGCUCUUGAAAAAAAUCAAACAAACAGCCAGAAAAUCCAUAGUGACAGAAUAGAUAAAAAACAUGAAAUGAGUUUAGGAAGAGCAAAAGUCAAAGGACAAGAAAUUGAAAAUUCAAAUCAGAUUGAAAACAAAAAUACUCUGCCUAUAGUUUCAAAAAAUGCGCCAAAAGAAAUUGAGCAAACCGUGGACGUCUCUAUAGGAAGGACAAAGCAGGAAACUGAAACAUCAGUUCCAAAAGUCAAUAAAUCUAAAACUAAAUUGUUAGAUUCAAAGAAUGCUCCUGGAAAACUUCAGGUGAAGAAAUCACAAGAAACUCAAAGUGAUACAAAAUCUAAAGAAAAUGUUUUAAAAACAGAAGAAGCAAAAAUCAAUAACAAAUUUGCAAAUCUAAAGAGCAUGUUCCAAGAAAGCAAACAACCAAAAAUUGAAAAUAAACCUCUUCCGCUGAAGAAACCUGCAGAUUCAACUAAACAAGGUGCAGAAGUAAAACAAGAAAAAGUUCCAUUAUAUUCUCCAGCUAAAAGUGUCCAAAAUUCUGAGAGUGAAGAUGAUUUCUGGAGUCAGAUAGGAUCACGAGAGUCAUCGCACAUGGAUAAACGAAAACAGAAGAUGUCUGAAACCUGCUGGGCAAAACGAGAUCGUCUCAAAGAGAAUAUCGAUUUAAAAGAUCCUUGUGAUUCAAAAAGUCUUCAAAAAGUCAAGAUACCGAUGAAAGCUGAACAGUCGAAAGUAAGUAAAACAACCAGUGAGUUUGAAAAAUCUUCCAAAGAACUGGAACCUGAAAUGAAAUCAGAACAAAAGCGCCAACCACCGACAAAGAUAAUUUCAGAUAAGGUGGGAAUAUUUGAAACUGAUAGUACGGAUGAUAAGUCUGUCAAUUUAGAUAUCUCACAACAGCAAAAUAACCGGGCUACCGUUGAUAAUUCACCGGUGACCCAGAAGCUGACGUCAUCAGAUUCGGAAGCGAAGUCAGUCUGCACACAAGCAUCUGCUCCACCAGACAGUCAAGUAGCUUCUGGCACAGCUACCUCAUCUGUGGCCGGCGCAGCUGCGACUGACCGUUCAGGUCCCAAAAUAGAUUCUGGGCGUUUGGCCAAGUCACCUGAAGUGAAAAUUAAAAAGCCACUGCUUAAACUUGCAAAGGAUAACAACAAUAAAAACUUGGCGAUUGACUCUACGCUACCGAUUAACAAGACCAAAGAGUUAGACGUUAAUAAAUCAAAAGACAUUAAAUCCAAAUCAAUGAAUAAAACAAAUAAAACCGCUGAAUUUUCGCCAAGAACAACUACAACAGAGAGCAAUGUUGAACCACCACCGAAAUGUUCCGCAUUAAUUGACUCAGGAAGCGUCGGUGGUGUAGAGACUGGGAAUGGCGUCCUGGGAACUAUGAAAAAUGCGGUGGCGUCAGCAGAACAAUCGACUCUUAAACCAUCGCCGCGGGAUUCGAAUAUGUUAGGAGAGCGUACAUCCAUGGUAACGACUGCAGUGAUCACAGAGACAAGUUUGGAUGGCGGUCAGUGUGAUAUUGAUAGAAUUAGCACAUCCGAAAUUGUGUCACCCGAGGAAAACAAUAGAUCGCGAAGUGGGUCGAAAAAACCCAUUCAGAGGUCAAAUGAGAAGUCGUUUAAACCAACACCAACGACUGUUGACAGUAGCGACGUCACUGAGCCGUUAGCCUGCACUGUGCUUCCUAAUGCUAAUCCAGAUGAAGUGACUUCAAAGAGAGAAGUAAAACAUGUGGCCUCAACUAUCACAUCAGCACAAGAGAUACCAGCGGCAGGUGGCGUUGACAGAGCGGAACGACCAAGCGGCAAUUCCUUGCCGAAAUUCCGUACAGUGGCUAAUUUGAAUCGCUGUUUAAUAGACGUCGAUGCGGAAUUAUCCGACUACUGUCCAAGUGAAGAGGCGGUCACCAGCAGCGACGAAGAAGUGAAUACUAGUGAGUGCAGUUCUUGUAACGGUUCCAGUAUGAAGAAGAAGGCAAAGCACAACCAUCGUCACCACAACCACGCCAAAAAACAGGAAAAGAAUGCUAACAAAUUCGACCCCAAUAAAAAAAUCAAACUAGACCAUAAGACAAAGUGUUACGUAAAAGACGAGCCUGCUCCAUAUCCGUUAUACGCGACACCGCGACCAUUAUGGAAACGUGAGAAAGUAGUCUACCCGAAGGACUCGUCCGCCAGUGAUGUUGACGAAAGCGACAGUGAUAGUGAAUAUUCCACGUCCUCGGACGAAUGCAGCGGGGACGAGCUCAAUCCAUCGGGAGUCACAUCCUUGGCAAGCAGUGAUGUCCGUAUGAGUACUUGCAGCAAUGAUUCGGGAUUUGAGGGCGGGACAGCUCCUACAAGCCCAAAGAAAAUGCUGGAAACUUCCUACACAUUUGCACAAUUCCAAAGAUCCGGACGAAUAACAGCACCAGCAACAAUUAUUCCUAGGUUUAAGAAAUACUCCGUAGAAGACUUUCAUUUUCUUACAGUUCUUGGCAAAGGCAGUUUCGGAAAGGUGCUUUUGGCCGAGCUUAGAAAUACCGAUUAUUGCUAUGCAGUAAAGUGUCUCAAAAAAGAUGUAGUUUUGGAAGACGAUGAUGUAGAAUGCACAUUGAUCGAGCGAAAAGUAUUGGCUCUAGGUACAAAGCAUCCAUAUUUAUGUCACUUGUUUUGCACUUUUCAAACAGAGAGUCACCUAUUUUUUGUCAUGGAGUACCUGAAUGGAGGCGAUCUUAUGUUCCAUAUUCAACAAAGCGGAAGAUUCCCCGAGCCUCGAGCGCGAUUCUACGCUGCUGAAAUCAUAUCUGGAUUGAGGUUUCUGCACAAGAAAGGAAUAAUUUACAGGGAUUUGAAGCUUGAUAACGUUUUGCUAGAUUUCGACGGCCACGUUCGUAUUGCCGAUUUUGGAAUGUGUAAAUUACAAAUUUAUCUCGACAAGACAGCUGACAGCUUUUGUGGAACACCCGACUAUAUGGCGCCUGAAAUCAUAAAGGGUGACAAAUAUAACCAAAAUGUAGAUUGGUGGUCCUUUGGAGUGCUUUUAUACGAAAUGUUGAUUGGCCAAUCACCUUUUAGCGGUUGUGACGAGGACGAAUUAUUUUGGUCAAUCUGCAAUGAGAUCCCAUGGUUUCCAAUUUAUAUUACCCAGGAGGCCACAAGCAUAUUGAAAGCGUUGCUGCACAAAGAUCCAUCCAUCCGCUUAGGAUCACAGUAUAGCCCAGCUGGAGAAAUUUAUGAUCAUCCCUUCUUUAGGGAAAUUGACUGGGAACGUUUAGAACGGCGGGCUAUCGACCCGCCAUUUAAACCACAAGUGAAACAUCCGUUAGACACAAAAUACUUUGAUAAAACAUUCACACGUGAACGAGUUCGCUUAACGCCUAUCGAUAAGGAUAUUCUACAGUCUAUGAAUCAGGCACAAUUCGAAGGAUUCUCAUACACAAAUCCAAAUGCGACACUCAAUUGAACUUCAUUUGUAGUCACAAAAUAUGAUGCCAGAAUAUUCACUUUCUCCCGGUGAAUUAGUGUACGUAGUUGGCGACUAUAAUAUUUUGAAGGGUGAGAAAAUGCAAGGAGAUAUUCAAUUUCAAGUGAAGCUUUAUUCAACUUCCCAGCAUUAAUCCUAAACGUAUUGAGAAGGAACCACUCCUUAGCAGUCCUGUCGCAAAAGUACGUGUUUGUUUUUGUAAUUCAUUAUGCAGGAAAAAGUGCUGCGAUAUCUCGCAAUGGCUAGGAAACGUGUCUGGGAAAAAAGAGACAAAAAUAAGCGGGUAAAUUUUCCCACAUUGAGAAAAAUUGAUGCUAAAGUUCAAGAUGGCUUUAAUGAUAAUUUAUAUGUAUGUAAAUAAUUACGCUGCUAAAUGUAGAUAAAUACACAUUUAUAAAAAAUUAUUAAAUAA
Hermetia illucens (black soldier fly) is the source of this 5788-nucleotide messenger RNA. RefSeq lists its product as uncharacterized. Gene Ontology annotation, biological process: protein phosphorylation. The transcript is spliced from 8 exons. The record is from RefSeq and is a predicted model, not a curated record. Lineage: Eukaryota; Metazoa; Arthropoda; Insecta; Diptera; Stratiomyidae. Bases 322 to 5355 code for a protein of 1677 amino acids. Gene Ontology annotation, molecular function: protein serine/threonine kinase activity; ATP binding.